AUGCCCUCUCGCUGCAGAAAUGCGCUGAACAUCGUGGUCACCACCCUUUUUGCUGCGGUGGUCCUCUUCACCAUCUUGCUGGCCUAUGUCACAGGCUACCAGUUCAUCCACACAGAGCAGCACCACCUCUCCUUUGGCCUCUAUGGUGCCUUCCUCUCUCUCCACCUCUUCCUCCAGAGCCUUUUUGCUUUCCUGGAGCAUCGUCGGAUGAGAAGCCCUGCCCGGCCUCAGCAUCUCCGUCGCACUGUAGCCCUCUGCAUAGCUGCCUACCAGGAAGACCCAGACUACCUGAGGAAGUGCCUCCGCAGCAUCAGACGGAUCUCUUUCCCUGGCCUGAAGGUGGUGCUGGUGGUGGACGGCAACCGGCCAGAGGAUCGCUACAUGAUGGACAUUUUCCAGGAGGUGAUGGGAGGGGCUGACCAGGCUGGUAGCAUGGUGUGGAAGGGAAACUACCACAGUGAUGGGAGCGGAGGAGGAUGUGUGGAAGGUGGAGGGAGGAGCACCGUCCAUAUGGAGGAGGCUGUACGAGUGGCUCGGCUGGUCAGAGGCUGCCGCUACUCCUGCAUCAUGCAGGAAUGGGGAGGGAAGAGAGAGGUGAUGUACACUGCCUUUAAAGCGCUGGGGGAGAGCGUGGACUAUGUACAGGUGUGUGAUUCAGACACUGUUCUGGACCCAGCAUGCACCAUAGAAAUGCUGAAGAUUCUUGAGGACGAUCCAAUGGUGGGAGGGGUUGGUGGAGACGUUCAGAUUCUGAACAAGUAUGACUCGUGGAUCUCCUUCCUCAGCAGCGUGCGCUACUGGAUGGCCUUCAACAUUGAGCGGGCCUGCCAGUCUUACUUUGGAUGCGUCCAGUGUAUCAGCGGUCCUCUGGGGAUGUACAGGAACUCCUUGCUCCAGCGCUUCCUGGAGCCCUGGUACCAUCAAACCUUCCUAGGCUCUAAGUGCAGCUUUGGUGAUGACCGACACCUCACUAAUCGGGUUCUCAGUUUUGGCUACAAGACAAAAUUCACAGCGCGGUCACAGUGCCAGACUGAGACACCGACGCAGUACCUGCGUUGGCUCAACCAGCAGACACGAUGGAGCAAGUCUUACUUCCGUGAGUGGCUUUACAAUGCCCUGUGGUUCCACAAGCACAGCCUCUGGAUGACCUAUGAGUCCGUGGUUACCGGCUUCUUCCCCUUUUUCUUGGUUGCCACGGUUAUCCAUCUCUUCUACCGUGGAAGGCUGUGGAACAUUCUGCUCUUCUUAUUGACAGUCCAGCUGGUCGGCAUGGUGAAGGCCACCUACGCCUGUUUCCUUCGUGGCAGCUUGGUCAUGAUUUUCAUGUCCCUUUACUCUCUGCUCUACAUGUCAAGCUUGCUUCCUUCCAAAAUGUUUGCCUUGCUCACCAUUAACAAGGCAGGUUGGGGCACAUCAGGUCGCAAGAAGAUUGUUAUCAACUUAAUAGGCGCAGUUCCUGUCACAGUGUGGGCUAUGGUGCUGCUCGGAGGUGUGGUGUAUACCAUCUACUGUGAAACACAGGACCCAUUAAGUGAGACAGAAAAAGCCUUAUUGAUAGCAGGGACAAUACUCUACGCUUGCUACUGGCUCAUUCUGUUGGUGCUCUACCUGGCAAUCGUAGCCAAAAGGUGUAACAAGAGGGAAGAGCAGUAUCACCUACCAUAUGCAGAGGCAUAAACCUGAAUCCAGAGAGGCUGGUAGAACAUUUGAGCUUUGUUUCUGGCAGUAUGACAAAUAGGGUCUCUGUUGACCCUGUGAACUAUUAAAGUGAUCAGCUCACAUCUUCAUCACUGGUGCUACAAAGGUGUGAAUCUGAAAUACUAGCAGAGAAAAUAGAAUUCAAUUGGGGGACUAACCAUGAAGACUGGAUCGAUCCAUCCAGCCCUCCCAUUUAAACCAAGUUCAAUGGUGCUUCAUAUUGAAAAGCCAAACAGGAGUGAUCCAGUUAAUAAAGUGUUCACACACUUGUAAUUGUGAUGUGCAGAUGAGAACAGUAGUUAAAUAAUGGGUAUAGAUAAAAGCUUACCUAUACUUUAUGGGUAAAGGUAAGCUGGACAACUGUGAUGAUAUUAGCUGUCGGAUGCUUUUAGAGACAUGAAGGUCCUCUUUACUUGUUCAUCAGUUUUGUAAUUGCCUUCCUUUUUAGUAAAGGUUAGAUGGAAUUGAAUGAGAGCCUCUUUUAAGAUGUUUAGACAGAAUGUAAAGCAAAUCUUAGAAGUUUUGCCAAUGCCUUUUCAUCAUCUUUUGUCAUCUAAAAUAUUUGACUUUGCAUCAGUAUACAAAUCUAAAGGGUGCUUAUUUGCAAGAGGAAGCUGUGUCAACUUGAGGGUAAAAAUCCUGGUGCUCUAAAAUCAACCUCAUAACACUGUAAAGACACAGAAAAGUGGGGAGAGACUGAAGGACAAUAACUGAAAGAACUAAAGUUCUGGGUGAAUUAUGAGUUUAGUCAUUGUACACGUGAUAAUGACCAUAGCUAAGGACUUUGAGGUAAUAGAUUCACUGUUUGCAGACAAUGCAGAUCUGCGAAAUUCAUCUAAAAAUGUGUGUUCUUGUUCUGGGUUGUAGCAAAGUGUAAAUUGAAUAGGUUCAGAAUUUCACAAGUCUCUGACAACACAAUACCCACUAUCCAUUUGUUACAUGGUUUCUGUAAUAUUUUCUCCUCCCUGUAAAGGUUAUGAAGAGUGAUCUUUCUAACACCUCUACGGGUGAUAAGAAAUGCUGUAGGUUCAGGAAAACUCUCCUCCUUCUCUAACAGACAAAAAAACUGUGAUAUCAAGUUAUUUUUGGCAAUAUAAAAAGUGUUGGUUGAGUUUCUAAAGAAUUAUAAAG
Messenger RNA from Labrus bergylta (ballan wrasse), 2829 nucleotides. The record is from RefSeq and is a predicted model, not a curated record. Lineage: Eukaryota; Metazoa; Chordata; Actinopteri; Labriformes; Labridae.